AUGACUGACGAUCUUCUCCUCUCAUGGCUUCUUCUUCUUCUUCUCGGCCUCGCACGUGGAGAUACCGGGUCUUCACGAGCUUCCAUGGCCCCGACGUUCGUAAAUCCUUUCUCAGUCAUUUACGCAAACAGUUUAGCUGCAAUGGGAUUUCGAUGUUCGAUGAUCAAAGAAUCGAGAGAAGCCAAACGAUCGCUCCUGCUCUCAUUGACAAGGCUAGACGUAAUAAUGCCUAAAUCCGCCGACGUUUUAGGGACAGUAGUUUUGUCACUCUAUGUGUGA
Messenger RNA from Microthlaspi erraticum, 279 nucleotides. The record is from the annotation of a GenBank genome assembly. NCBI's taxonomy places the organism in Eukaryota, Viridiplantae, Streptophyta, Magnoliopsida, Brassicales, Brassicaceae.